Molecule: messenger RNA, 2133 nt
Organism: Botrytis byssoidea
Lineage: Eukaryota; Fungi; Ascomycota; Leotiomycetes; Helotiales; Sclerotiniaceae
Exons: 7
Coding region: 1-2133 (710 amino acids)
Biological process (GO): DNA replication; DNA replication initiation
Cellular component (GO): nuclear origin of replication recognition complex; DNA replication preinitiation complex; nuclear pre-replicative complex
Molecular function (GO): DNA replication origin binding
Source: RefSeq, a predicted model, not a curated record
AUGUCUAUAAACGGGGAUAAUAAUAGUAUUACUGGAUUUGAUGGAACAGAGCAUCAGGCGGCCUAUGUAUUUACUCCUACCUCUAUACCUUCAGAAGACCUACUUCAGCGACCUAAGAAGCGUAGGAAGGUAGGAAAGACGGCAACAAAAGCCCCUGAUAUCAGUGGCGAUGUAGAGCCUUUCAAACUUGCACCAUUGUUUGAUGAGAAGGAGUCUCAUGAACUUUCAAAUCUACGUUUAAACUUAUUUAACAAGUAUUGGCCGGAAACAGAAACAAAAAUCCAGUCAAUCCUGAAUAAAGCAAAUGAGGGCACUUUGUCAGAGGUCACAUCCUUUGUAGAAAAUGAAAGGAGCAUAGGCAAGGUCCCAGCAGGCUUUAUUGUAACUGGGCCAAAUAUCACGUCUCAAGGCUUGCUUUUUGAACAACUUUCAACAAGACUUUCCAACGAGUUUAAUGGUCCUGUUGUCACUCUUAGAUCCGGAGAAUCGUCAAACUUAAAGGUACUGCUUAAAAAGCUUAUUAGAGAUGUUACUCAUCAAAAGUCAAAUGGCGAAGACGAGAAUGACAAUUUCCUUGAGCAAGAUGGUCGUAAACUUCUGAACUAUGAUUUGGAAAUCAUUCAUGGUUAUGUUAAAGCCCACGGGUGUGAUAAAGUGAUUGUAUCAUUUCAGGAUAGUGAAGCAUUUGACUCUAGUCUGCUUGGAGACGCAAUAUCCUUGUUCAGCUCCUGGCGAGAUCGCAUCCCAUUUUUUCUGUUGUUUGGAAUUGCUACAUCCGUCGAGUUAUUCCAAGAACGCCUUUCUCGUGUCGCUGCUCGAUCUUUACAUGGAGCACAAUUCGAUGUGGAGCAAACAAGCUCCAUCCUUGAAAAUAUAUUCUUAGAAGUUAUCGCUGGAUCAGAUGCUCCGAUAAGACUGGGACCAGGCAUUCUAUCGAGUCUUAUGGAACGUCAAAAUGAUCAUGUUCAGAGUGUACAAGCUUUUAUUGGGGCUUUAAAGUAUGCGUACAUGUGUCAUUUCUAUGCCAACCCUUUGAGCAUAUUCCUGGGCCUCGCAGACGAACUUGAAUUGGGACCCCUUUUACAAAUAGAGCAUUUUGAAGCUAUUAGAAUGUUUCCAUCAUUUCAAAAAUAUACUGAAAGGCUUGUAGAUCAAGGCGAAUUAGACCGGGCCAUGGGGUUGAUUAACGAUGAUGAGCUCCUUCUACAAGAGGUAGAAAGUUCUAUCAAAGGCAAAGAUUGUGCAGUGCAGAAGAUCCUCAGAAUCAUGCAUAUUCUAGUUACUUUGGCAGUCGAAGUACCAGAGAAGAUCGAUCUCUAUAUUAAAGCAUCAACUGGUUCAUUAAAGAACUCUGAAAUUGUGCGUUCGAUUGUGGAUUCAAUUAAACGCGCAAGUCUCGAUGAUUUUCUAGGGAUCAUUACCUCACUCAAAGAAGCUGUAGAGAGUGGAAGCACUGAGCUGAAUCUCGAAUCAUGGUCGGAUAUGGAACCGGAAUUCUAUUCAGAAAUCGCGAGUAUCAUGAAAGACGCUUCAUCACUCGCAGGCUCGGAUACAGGAAAGUCUAUCCGCAGCAGUUACAACAAAGCACUCCGCACUACAAUCAUUUCUCAGAAGGUCCAAAUUAGUCAGGAUAGAUCAGUACUCACAAAGCAAGACAAAGAGUUCACAGCGCUCGUUGACCACUUAAUUCAAGCCAUACAGAAUUUCGUAGAUGUGGACAAAUUACAAGAUCAAUUCGUUUCCGAAAUUUGGCUCUACGAUCUCAGGUUGCCCUAUCUAGAUGCCUUUACACCUAAACCCCGGUUUACAAUCGAACGGGCCCUGUCCUCACCGCACGACUAUCUUUCUUGUGCAUGUUGCGACCCUACGCAAGAGGGAGCACUAAUGUCUCAUCCACCUACCGCGAUUUUAUACAAACUGUUCUUAGAAGCAGGAAACUUGAUUAAUAUUUUCGAUCUCUGGACUGCCUUUAUUGCUAACCUGGGACCGGAAUACGACGAGGGCGAAGAGAGCGAAAGACAAGCUUUGAUGUUAUUUUACAGAGGGCUUGCAGAUUUGAAAUUGUUGGGCAUGAUCAAGCAGAGUAGAAAAAAGACGGAUCACUUGACGAAAUUAGCAUGGAAGGGUUUGUAA